This is a messenger RNA of Teleopsis dalmanni, 1001 nucleotides long. Its product is annotated as syntaxin-8. Gene Ontology annotation, cellular component: SNARE complex; endomembrane system. Gene Ontology annotation, biological process: vesicle fusion; intracellular protein transport. The transcript has 5 exons. Gene Ontology annotation, molecular function: SNARE binding; SNAP receptor activity. The record is from RefSeq and is a predicted model, not a curated record. The coding region runs from base 89 to 754 and encodes 221 amino acids. NCBI's taxonomy places the organism in Eukaryota, Metazoa, Arthropoda, Insecta, Diptera, Diopsidae.
AACUUUCAUAUCAAUUUAAAUAAAAGAAUAAUAAAAAUUGCUCGAGUGUAUUAUAUUGGUAAAUUAGUUUGUAAAAACGCAAUAAAUUAUGGCUUUAAUUGAUGUUGACUCCUGGCAAACUGAAUAUGAUGCAUGCAUAAGGCUAAAUGAUAAAAUCGCAACAGAGUUAAAUCAAAGAACAUCAACUGAUUUACAAGCUUCGGAAUAUCAAAAUCUUUCUGCCAGUAUACAAGUGGGUCUCAAGCAGUUUGCAAAUGAAUUGCAGCAAUUAAAAUAUAAGCUGGACGUUGCAGCUAAAAAUCGGUCAAUUACUUUUGAAAACAUUGAAAGUCGUCAAACACAAGUGGACACAUUACAGUCUCAGCUGCAGCAAUUACAGGCCAAAGUAGCUAAGACUUCAAUUCAACAUAACUCUCGACAUGGUAGUUCUCAACCAGCUGUUAUAGCUUCAAACGGUAUUGAAGACUUACGGCAAAAACAAAUUCAAAUACUUGAGGAUCAAAACCGAGGGCUCGAAUCACUAUCGCAAACUAUUUCACGCCAAAGAGAACUUGCGACUCAAUUGGGGUUGGAGGUCGAGGAUCAGAAUGAUAUACUGGAUAAUUUGGCAAACACAAUGGAUAAUGUCGACACCCGGGUUCACAUAGAAACAAGCAAUAUUGGAGAGUUAAAUCGACGUGAAAAUACUUGUGGCUAUUGGAUUGCAAUUGUGAUUUUAACGGUUACGAAUAUACUGGUAGCAACUUUAGCGUAAUAUUUGGAUUUAAAACAAAAAUGCUUAUUUUUUUAAAUUAUAAAUUGAAUUCCUUAGUUGAAAUAAAAUUCGUUCUAAAACCAUUUGGGACUCUAAUUUUAACUAUCUCAGAUUUUUAAAAAUUAUUGCAGAAAUAUUAAAUAAUUGUUAAAUAAGUCAAGAACUUGCUAUUAUAUAGUAUAUAUAUAUAUAUAUAUAGUAUAUAGUUUUAUUAUACAGAAAAUAAAAAGGUAAAAUAAAAUUCGGU